Spirometra erinaceieuropaei is the source of this 4014-nucleotide messenger RNA. The record is from the annotation of a GenBank genome assembly. NCBI's taxonomy places the organism in Eukaryota, Metazoa, Platyhelminthes, Cestoda, Diphyllobothriidea, Diphyllobothriidae.
AUGCACGUAAGCCCGGACAAAAGAUUGCCUGCAGGACCAGCGGCCUACCUGGUUGCUGACACGCUGAGUCGGUCUAUCAGCAUCCACCUGCCCACCCAGACAGAACUUUCUGUCGGGCGUAAACGGGCUGCGCUCCUCUAGCUCAGAUGGUUCUGUCACACUUAGUUUGCAGCUGGAAUAAGGCAUACUUCCCAGACUUUGUUUCAGAUAGGACUAGGGCUGCGCCCUGACUGCAAACGUCCAUAGGAGUGUCCGUUCAUUAAGGUAGGAAGGGGUUUCAAACUCCCGCCAGAGGGUGCGGGUGUGCUACACAGUCGAUGAAGUCCCGAGACUUUAAUUCCAGCGGCUUAGAUGGAAUGGAGCACUUUCACGCCUGGGCCGCCGAGUGCCAAUAGUUACGCCUCUCUCGCCGCCACGGAUGGCGCUUAUGUGUUUUAAAGGUGGCAUUACCGUCUACGAUGUUUGCUCCACAGGAAAUGCCCCAAAGGGCCUCGUCUAGGCAUUCAGCAACAGGUAUCAGGCUUCUGAGUGACAUGCGUCCCGAGGUCGUUAAGGCCAAGCAAUCGUUCCGGACGGUCUACAAGUGCGUUCACGCGCGCCGGCAUUUGGCGCUCUCGCUGAUGAUCACGCAGACGCCCUGGACUUGUCCUGACUCCGAAGAAAUGUGCACUGACCCACCGCUCGCACAGGGGAUCUUCGGUCGCCCGUAUUUUCGCCAUCAAUUGAACAUGGAGAAAUCAGUUUGUAGGGGCUGUCUUUGGGAGCAACAGAAGUGUCCAACUUGAAGACACUAACAGCCUCUCGGAACGACUGAAGGGGGAGGAUUUUCUCCAAAUCUUCCCUGUACGGAGCAACGUCCUUAGGAGACAAGUUGAGCCACACAUUGAAGGCGGCCUGCUGGACGACGGGGUGUUUGUUAGUCAAAAGUCGAAGAACAGUAAGCGAGAGUUCCUCGUGCUUGAAAAUCGACGGGAGAUUAGGCAUCUGAGAAAAUAGGUUGAGGACGCAGAUGAGAACAUCCUCGUUCGCCUUACUCGGACAGCCAUAGUAUUCAGAGUUAACAAAUUUCAAGAAGAUGGGCACCAAAAAACGCGCACGUUUGCCCACUCCGGCGGGUGUGAUGGUGCGCCAUAGAUUGAGUCGGUUACUCCUUACAGUCCGGUCUUCUGUGUGGUGAGAAAGUGGUCGGAGCCUCAGUGCCGUUUACGGGGAGGAGAGAGGCACUGCGUUAAUCCGGUAUCGCACACAACAGUGCCAGAAAGGCUGAUUCGAUGGGCAGUUCGUCGAAGACGAGAGUAGAUGGAUCUGAAUCACCCUCGUCCGGCAGCCGAAAACUCGCAGACGUCUCCUCCCCCAACAGUUCAGUCAGUUUGUAUCUAGCAUCGAGAAACCUGGGAGAAGCGAAAAGAUAAGGCAAUCCCCGCCCGCACUCACCACAGUCCCACCCCCUCUAAAAGUCCUACGGAGAAGGCAACACAGUUUCGCAAGCGGACCAAGUCACUUCGGGUUGUCUUUUGACUAAUCAGAUCGAAACCCUCGGUGGAGUUAGGGAGUCGAAUGGGAUUAAUAAACACCACUACCUAUUCCCUGCUGUUGGGGGGGAGGGGGAGGGAGGGCAGAAAAGGUGUUCUAAAAUGCUGCUAAGCCUGCGUAUUCGGCGAUAUUUACUGACGGAGGACCAUCGUUGUGUAGCCUGACGCUCCUCAUGGCCAAGGUGCGACUGCGUCUAUUGAUUCGCCAUCAGACAUCCAAUUUGCACAAACUCACGACUAAGUUAAGCGGCGAUCUCUUUGGGGCAUGGGAAAGUGACCGGAAUGCAGGCGGUGUCGUCAGCGGUUGCCCACACAGAAGCUCUAUGGUCAUUCACGCUUGAUGCUCGUUGUAUAACCUAAUACUGCCAUGAAACAAUUUAGGUCAGUUAUAUCAGACACCAUAACGGUUGUAGCAAGUACUUGUAGGCAAUGUGUCGAGGUACGAAAGUCGACAAUAGGAGGUUCACAAACCAAAAGACGGAAGGCAGUUAUCUGAACAACCUUUGGUGAAGCGAGAAAGCGUACAAGCGGUUCAACAGGCAGUGAAAACAACUGUUCUCACCAGUCGAGUGUCUACCGUUCAGAUUGUUGGCCCCGACGCGAGGUGCGUGAGUGCGUGCGCCUGGGUUGUCCGCCUGAAGCCAAUCAGCGAAGGAUACAACGCCGGUUGGCGUCAAGCUCUCGCCAUGCCAGUGUCAAGCUGUGCGCUGCGAAAGCAUCCGACUGAAGGAAUGCUUGGCGAGUUGUAGGCGGCAUGAGUGAGCAGCCUCGCUGGCGACCACGGUAGCGUACUGCCCUAAAUACACUGGCGGUCCGCACCAAGAGUAAUCACGAACCUCCAUGUAGUACCGCCCCGGCACUCAAUCCACAUCUGUCUCUUCACAAAGCUGUGCUCAGCGAGGCAGCCACGCCCCCGUAAACGUUCAUGGUAGACAAGAUCAAACAAAUAAGGGUGUUCGUCGUGUUUGUGCUUUUCUCUUCCUCUAAUUUUUCAUUUCUGAUUUUUUUUUCCUGUGGCAUAAAGUCCUGGCCAGUGUGCGUCGUAGACCAGGGAGUAUGUUGGUACGCAUAGGUGCGGGUUUCGCCGUGCCAACCACUUGUGGCCCCUCUUGUCUCUGGCCUUCUGGACUCUGCGAUGACACCGGGCCAUGUGAGGCGAGGGCAGGGUGCGGCCUGCUUAGGUGCGGGUCAGGCCGUGCCAGACACCUGCGCCCUCCCUCACAUCCGGUUGUCUUGACACCAGAUUCAGGUGUGCAGGUCACCGUUUAUAUUUCAGCAACUUGUUCGCUUGGAGAGCGACGGGAAAGCUCUGCCUCCCGUCUCUCUACCCUUCUCCCAUGCCCUUCCCCCUUCAAGUCCUAAGGCAAUGUCGUAGGCGGGCCCAGGCUAACUCUGGUAGUCCUCCAACUAAAUAAAGGCCGUGGCCCAUAGCGGAGUCCGGCAGCCGUCUGAGACAACUGAGCAGCCCUAUUUAGGAAGAGCACUGCUCACACCCGCGAGCGGGAAGGGUUUAGAAAAGGUGCCCUAAACAAAUGCUAGGAAUCCACGCCGUUUGCAGGCUGACCGUGGUUUCGGACGCAAAACGUACGGUCGAGACAACCAAACAAGAAACAACACUCGCUCUUAUUACCUACAAAGACAAGGAAGGCUGGAAUGGCAAUUUCCGGCUUACUAUCCAUCGUCAGCCGGUAAUACCCAGCCCCGAAGUGUGGAAUACCCGAGGCUCGAACUCGCGACCUGUUAGUUAGAAGUCCACGCCUAUAACCGCUGGACCACGAGCCCGUUGCCCAGUUCGUUUCGAUCGAGUCGCGACUUCGAGCCUUGGGUGUCCCACACUUCGGGGUUGGAUAUGAAUGGCUGACGAUGGCUAAUGAGCCAGAAAUGGCCAUUCCAGUCUCCCUAGUCUUUGUCCGUAAUAACAUACUACCUAUAUCAUGCGCCGCUGUGCGGCUGCUGGUUGGGCUCGAGAGAGAGCCCGUAAAGCACAACGGAACAAGUGAGAUCGGUGAGCGCCCCCUACCAUUGAACGCACACUCUCUCUUCUCCCUCCCCCUAUCCCACCCCACAGGUUGGUAGGCUAGGUCCGCUCACUCUGGCAGCCUGGAAUGUUCGUUCCCUAUUUGACAGUCCGAGGAAGAACCGACCGGAACGGAGGAGUGCGCUAGUGACUCCGGAACUGGCGCUCUACAAGGUGAACAUCACUGCACUCAGCGAGACCCAGUCCCCCGAACGAGGCCAACUGGAGGAGGUGGGUGCCGGCUACACCUUCUGGAGCGGCCGCCCCAGAGCAGAGCGAGAGGACAGGGGCGUCGCCUUCGCCAUCCGAAAUGACGUGGUGGAACGACUGCCCUGUCUGCCAAAGGACGUCAACGAUCGCCUGAUGAGCCUACGCCUGCCUCUCCGGGGAGGCAAAUUGGCCACCAUCGUCAGUGUCUACGCCCCGCCGAUGAUCAGCCCUGAUGGUACAAGGGAUAAAUUCUAG